CAACACUUUAACCACGCGCUUAUUCACGUCCACAAAAGAGCUGCGAUAGGGAACUUUACCUUCAAAUUUCCCUUGUAAAGUCGUGAAGGAAAUAAUACUCGAUCAUCUUGUUACCUUCGUCGAAAUGUCAUCGACAUCAGGUUCAAAUAAAAAAUCUGUGAAAUUAAUCACAGCCGUGCAAGAUCCAGCUUUGCUUGACAUGAGCCAGUCCGAACGAGCGAUCACCAAACUUUUGGACAAAAAAGGUGAGGCAAAGGCGCCGAAAAUCAUGCCAAUACCUCGGAGUGCCGUCUUAGAAAGAGUGAUUCAGUUCCUGCCGAAAAUGGAAGAAGCCCAAAGGAAACUAGAAGAUGUGCAAGACAAAUCAGAGCUGGACAUUGAGAACAUCAGUGAAGAACACAAGGACAACUAUAUUCAAUUCGAUUUAGCACUUGCAAAUCUCAACAAUGAAAUACUAGCUCACCUGGACGAUGAAGACUCCUCAAGUGAUGAAUCAUCAAGUGCUAGUGAUUCUGAUUGUGAGACAGACUUACAAGGAAAUAACGUUGAAAAGUCUAAGAGCUCAAAGAGCAAAAAUUUAAUUACUGAACUCUAAUUUUGCACCACUACAAUUCCUGCUGCCUGAAAAUGAAAUAAAGAUAAAGAAACUAUAA
Molecule: messenger RNA, 653 nt
Organism: Cloeon dipterum
Lineage: Eukaryota; Metazoa; Arthropoda; Insecta; Ephemeroptera; Baetidae
Exons: 3
Coding region: 125-595 (156 amino acids)
Biological process (GO): box C/D snoRNP assembly
Molecular function (GO): box C/D methylation guide snoRNP complex binding
Source: RefSeq, a predicted model, not a curated record